UCAAUUCCGAAAUAUCAGCUCUUGGCAUAAAUUGAGUUCCAUUCAAACUUUCCUAUCUCUUUUUAAAUAAGUUUUCUUGGAGAAGGGGUGAUUGGGUUUGGUCUAUCUGAUAUCUCUCUCUUCUCUUUUGUCUCGUCCGAGUAAUCUCUGAUCUUUUCCAGAUCUCUAGCUAACAUGGCUUCUACAAACAGAUGGCUCAGACCUGAGGUGUAUCCGCUAUUUGCAUCGGUCAGCGUCGCUGUUGGCAUUUGUGCCAUGCAACUUGUGAGGAAUAUCACCACUAACCCUGAAGUGAGGGUGACCAAAGAGAACAGGACUGCUGGAAUUCUUGAGAACCAUGAAGAAGGUGAGAGAUAUGCAGAACAUGGACUCAGGAAGUUUGUCCGCAAGAGGCAGCCUCAGAUUAUGCCAUCCGUCAAUAACUUCUUCUCUGACCCAAAUUAAAGCGAAUGCUGAAUUCAUCCACCUUGUAGGUUGAGAAUGUUUUGGUCAUGAGAUUUUUAUUGAAUUGGAGAAAGUUGGACAAUGAGAUUGUUUUUCUAAAUAAAGGGCUUAGUGCAUAAGACAAUACUUUUGUUGAUUGACAAGUUGUUGAGAUAUUCUUCUUGAAUAAUAAAAUUAUCGAAAAUCAUUCCCCUUUCUUUUUU
Durio zibethinus is the source of this 647-nucleotide messenger RNA. RefSeq lists its product as uncharacterized. The record is from RefSeq and is a predicted model, not a curated record. Lineage: Eukaryota; Viridiplantae; Streptophyta; Magnoliopsida; Malvales; Malvaceae.